AGGACCGGCGCGUCUCCGUGCGCAUGCGCUGCGCUCGCGGUCACGUGUCCCGCCGCCAGCCAAUGGGAAGGCGCGUUACUGCGCGGUGCCCCGGUUGAGGAAGUGCUGCCGGUGUCGGUGCCCGGCGCUUCUCUGUCCGGUUCCGCCUCCCGGGAUGUGCUGAGGGCGCGUCCGCCGCCCCUCCCAGGCGUGAAUGACAGAGGAGGUGCCGCCGAGCGCACUGACGGAUGUGAACCUGCGCCUGCUCUGCCACGAUGACAUAGACACGGUGAAACAGCUCUGCGGAGACUGGUUCCCGAUAGAGUACCCUGACUCAUGGUACCGAGAUAUCACUUCCAACAAGAAGUUCUUUUCCCUGGCAGCCACGUACAGAGGCUCCAUCGUGGGGAUGAUAGUGGCAGAGAUCAAGAGCAGGACCAAGGUGCACAAAGAGGAUGGAGAUAUCCUAGCUUCCAAUUUUCCUGUGGACACUCAAGUUGCUUACAUCCUAAGUCUUGGAGUGGUGAAGGAGUUCAGAAAACAUGGAAUAGGUUCCCUCUUGCUUGAGAGUCUGAAAGAUCACAUCUCCACCACUGCCCAGGACCACUGCAAAGCCAUCUACCUGCACGUGCUCACCACCAACAACACAGCAAUAAACUUCUAUGAAAACAGAGACUUUAAACAGCACCACUAUCUCCCCUAUUACUAUUCCAUCCGAGGGGUCCUCAAAGAUGGCUUCACCUACGUCCUGUACAUCAACGGCGGGCACCCACCCUGGACAAUCUUAUAUCCUUUCCCUGCAGGCUGCUGAGCAGAGGCCAAACCCUGUUUUGGGUUAACAACAGCAAAGUGUGGGUAGAUGUGGGAACUGAAAGCUGCUCAGAUGUGGGUUUACUCUGAAAUCAGAAGGCAGGUGAUAGAGUUAUUUGAUGCAGGAUGGUUGGAGCAAGUUAGAUGCCAGUGAGAGUGAGUGCUGCUGUGAGGCCAGAGUGCUGGGUGUGCUUUGGCUUGGAGGGUGCAGGAUUUGGCCACCAAGAGGGCAGAGAAACCCUUGGUCUUGCUUCCUGUGGCCUGGGAUCCCUUGUGAGUUUGGGCUGGCCUGGAUCUCAGCAGGCUGCUCCCACACUGACUUAGGGGGUUUGUUUCAGGUCAAAGGAUCAUGGAGAAGAAACUUGAUCCUUCCUGAGUGUAGCUGGUCAGUUCCAACCUCCCUGGGCAGGUGGAUGGGUUGCUAUCCUCACAGGAUCUUCCGUGGCGUGCAAAGGGAACUGGCAGCUGCUUAGAGGAGGUAUUUCCCACACAAGCUGGAGCUGCCAUUCCCAAAUUGCCAUCCUUUACAGGGCAGAGCAGACCUGCUUUUGAUAGAAAGGUGGAGGCAGUGAUUGCAAGGGGCAGAUCUGACUGAGCCCAGCAGCUUCCACUGUGCCAGGGGUCCCUGCAGGCAGGGCGGGUCCAGGAGUGAUUUACGUUCUUUGCUAAGUUGCAGUGGAAGUGUUGCUGUCCUUAACAGGUGGCCACUGACUACCUACAGCACAUUGGCUCCACACUGGCCAGCCUGAGCCCGUGCUCCAUUCCCCAGAGGAUCUACAGACAAGCCCAGAGCCUCCUCUGCAGCCUCCUGCCCUGGUCUGGCAUUUCUGCCAAGAGCAGCAUCGAGUACAGCCGGACAAUGUGACAGACUGGGGGUGCACAGGAAGCACAGGAUUGUUUCUCCUUCCACCUGAUACCUGGCUCUGCACUGGUUCCAGUGCCCCAGCCCCCGGAUGGGACUCCCCGUUCCGCAGGGACUGACCCUCGGUACAGCCUCCCCCUGGGCCCGCGGCCCCGGCUCCCCGCGCGGGCUGGGCGGGCCCGGCUGUGCCACCCCGGUCACCGCUCCGUGCAUGUUGCACCGUCCCCUCGCUCCUCCCCACGCUGCGGGGUUCAGCUGCUGCUCCUGCUCCAUCCGCAGCUGCUGAGAGCAGCUGAGGGAGGUUCAUGGAUCUGCACUGAGGAACCAUUUACAUGAAUUGGGAGAGCCUCAGCAGGCCCCGGCUGCCACGACAGUCAGUCUGCCCUUGUUGCUGGGGAAGGGGGGAAUGUGAAUCAUGUUUAGGUCCUGCCACAGCAGCUAGCUGCUGGUGCGUCCUGUGGGUAACUUCCAGGGAGAGCAACUGCCUCGCAUGAGAAACUACCCAGCCCCACUAGCCCCCUGGAGUGAUGGAAAAAGAAGCAUAAAAUUCAGGAUGCAUAAAGUAGAAGGCAGGGAAUGAAAUUGCUAUUUCAUAGUGAAAUAUAUAUGUAUUAUACUGUA
Messenger RNA from Hirundo rustica (Barn swallow), 2272 nucleotides. It is a transcript of the gene NAA60, whose product is annotated as N-alpha-acetyltransferase 60, NatF catalytic subunit. NCBI's taxonomy places the organism in Eukaryota, Metazoa, Chordata, Aves, Passeriformes, Hirundinidae. Gene Ontology annotation, biological process: N-terminal peptidyl-methionine acetylation. Bases 194 to 790 code for a protein of 198 amino acids. The transcript has 6 exons. The record is from RefSeq and is a predicted model, not a curated record. Gene Ontology annotation, cellular component: Golgi membrane. Gene Ontology annotation, molecular function: histone acetyltransferase activity; protein-N-terminal amino-acid acetyltransferase activity.